AUGUUGACCAAGAAGAUCCUGUUCGUACUAGGUGGUCCUGGCGCCGGCAAAGGCACGCAGUGCACGAAGCUCGUGGAGAGGUUUGGCUUUGUUCACUUAUCGGCGGGUGAUCUGCUACGUGAAGAGCGUCAGUCGGGCUCUGCCAAUGGUCAACUCAUCGACAACAUGAUCAAAGAAGGUCAGAUCGUGCCGGUGAUGAUCACGCUCAGUCUGUUGCAGCAGGCGAUGGUCAAGAGCGGCCGCGACCUGUUCCUCAUUGACGGGUUCCCGCGCAACUUUGACAACCUGCAGGGCUGGCAAGAAGCCAUGCCGGAAGACGAGUUCCACGUGGAAGGGGUGCUGUUCUUUGACUGCAACGAGCGGGUCAUGGAGCAGCGACUGCUUGAGCGCGGCAAGACGAGCGGCCGAUCGGACGAUAAUGCCGAGGCCAUCCGCAAGCGCUUUCGCACGUACUUGGACUCGACCAUGCCCGUGAUCCGACACUAUGAGGAUCAGGACAAGGUGUUCAAAGUCGAUGCCACGCGCGAUGUGGACGACGUCUUUGCAGCAACGAGUGCGGUCAUUCAACCCCUUGUCGCCAAGUAG
Messenger RNA from Peronospora matthiolae, 585 nucleotides. Lineage: Eukaryota; Oomycota; Peronosporomycetes; Peronosporales; Peronosporaceae. The record is from the annotation of a GenBank genome assembly.